GCAAAAACAAAUUCAAAUAGACACAUACCCGACAUAUUCUCAACCCUAGACCUCAAAUAGGAAAGUAAGCUCCGGCGACGGUGACAUCACUGCACGCCGUGACUUCACCUUAGAUACAGGUCUGGAUCUCCGAUAUGAACACACUUAUUAUCGCACCAUAAUCUCUCAACGAUGUAGUGUAUCCAUGGCCAAGGGUAAAACUCAAAAAAUCCAGAUCGUUCUCUUUCAGGAUGGGACCAGGGAGAAGAACACAUACCUUCAGACCUAGUAAUCCAGCACCUUCAUCACCAUACCAGGGAAAAAAUGCUCGAGUUUUUAGAAAUUUGCCGAGAGAUCAACUUGGCGGUGUUAUAUUUGGCUGCAGGAAUACUACAAUAAGAGAAUGUCUCGAAACUCAACUAUUUGGUUUACCUAGUCAACACAUUUCAUAUGUGAAAAAUGUAAAUCCUGGUUUGCCACUGUUCUUGUUCAACUAUAGCGAUAGGAAGCUCCAUGGAAUCUUUGAGGCUGCAAGCUCUGGUCAAAUGCAAAUCGAUCCAUAUGCUUGGACAUCAGAUAACCCUGGAAGAACAGGAUAUCCUGCACAGGUUCAGAUACGUGUCCGUCUGUACUGUCAACCACUGUUAGAAGAUCAGUUUAAGCCAAUAAUUUUGGAUAAUUAUUACAGUCUGCAUCAUUUCUUGUUUGAGCUAGAUCAUGCUCAAUCUAGUAAACUGAUCUCCAAACUCUCAUCUCUUGCAUUUGCUCCAAGUAGCAUAUCACAUAAUCCAGCAUAUCGGAGAAGUAUAGUCCAAUGUCUACCUGCAAAUGACGAGGUAGCAGAUAACGGAUCUUUUGCGCCACAAGACUGGGAAUAUAAACCAUCCAGUUCCGUUGAUGUGAAUAGGAAGUUGAGUGCUGGAGACAUUUCUCGUUGGUCAGAUGAUAGAGAACUGCAGCCUGAGGCACCACUUGAUAGUCAAGCUGCAUCAGAUGAGAAGGAUUUUAUAUACAUGAAACUUAAAGAAUUAGCUCUUGCGCGUGCACGCGCAGGGUCCCCCACAAAUGGGCAUGCAGAGGAAACCACCAAUGCAGCGCUAAGUAAUGAUAAUGAUGUAAGCAUUGGCCAAACAGUUUUUCUGGAACCACAGCCUCCUGAAGAAGAGAAGAAUGAAGAAGGCUCUUGUGACUUGGCUGGCUAUCCUUCUUUUAUAACUCAGCUGGUUAUGAAAGAACUGAAAGCUUUUAGGGAAGAGCAAACCCAAAAAAUGAGUGGCCUGGAGCAGAAACUGGAAAAAAUGAGUGGCCUGGAGCAGGAGCUGGCUGAUGCAAAAGAAGAAAUUGAACUUUUAAAAAGAAGAUGUUUGAUGUUGGAGUCCACAAGUCCUUCGCGUACACAUGACAGUGAAGAUGUGUUUGAGUCAAGCGAUAUAGUGAAUGAUGAGUCAAUCAUUCUAGCUGGAGGAUAUGAUGGUGAUUCAUGGUUAUCAGCUUUGGACUUGUACUCGCCUUUAAAUGAUGUUUUAAAGUCACUUCAGCCAAUGAAUUCAGUUCGGUCAUAUUUUGCAAUUGCAAAUCUGAGUGGAGAACUUUAUGUAUUUGGUGGCGGAUCUGGAAGCUUGUGGUACAACACAGUUGAAUCAUAUAACCCGGCCAAUAAUAAGUGGACUGUGCAUCCUUGUUUGAAUGGGAAAAGGGGUAACUUAUCUGGAGCUCCUUUGAAGGACAAGAUCUUUGCAAUUGGUGGCGGAACUGAUAUUGAAUGCUUUUCAGAAGUUGAAAUGUAUGAUCCUCAAGUAGGUCGAUGGAUUUCUACACAAUCCAUGUCGCAGAAGCGAUUUGCUCUUGCAGCAGCAGAACUCGAUGGUGCAUUAUAUGCUGUUGGUGGAUAUGAUGGAAGCAAUUAUUUGGCGACUGCUGAAAGAUUUGACCCCAGAGAACAUGCUUGGGCAAAAAUUGAGAGUAUGAGCACAAAAAGAGGAUCUCAUGCUUUGGUUCCUUUGAGGGGAAAGUUAUAUGCACUUGGUGGCUAUGAUGGGUCUCAACAUGUGCCGAGCAUUGAGAUUUAUGAUCCCCGUCUUGGAACAUGGAUAAUUGGAGAACCAAUGAACUACCCAAGGGGGUAUUCAGCUGCUGCUGUUCUAAAGGAGUCCAUUUAUGUAAUUGGAGGCGUUCAAUCUGAUGAAAUGCUAGACAUGAUUGAAUGUUAUAAGGAGGGUGAAGGCUGGCAAACAACCAACUCGUGGGCUGUCGGGAAAAGAUGUUUUUCCUCUGCUAUAGUUUUGGAGGAAGAUUGAACUCUGUGUUCUUAAGUACUCAAACAAUAUAUCUCUUCUUGUGGGGCACCCUUUGUUCAACAAGGUCAAUUGUCUGUUGUUUUGCUAUAAUGAAUAGGGUUAAUGCUUGCAGGCAUCUUUAAACAAUCCUCGACUUCUUUCCUCCAUAUGGAA
Molecule: messenger RNA, 2429 nt
Organism: Lycium ferocissimum
Lineage: Eukaryota; Viridiplantae; Streptophyta; Magnoliopsida; Solanales; Solanaceae
Exons: 11
Coding region: 231-2276 (681 amino acids)
Biological process (GO): response to endoplasmic reticulum stress
Molecular function (GO): protein binding
Source: RefSeq, a predicted model, not a curated record